AUGGUCCACUAUAAGUUGAUCUAUUUCCCUGUACGUGGAGUUGGGGAAUCCAUUAGGCAGAUUUUUGCUUUGGCCGGCCAAGACUUCGAGGAUGUUCGCCUCUCGCAUGAGCAAUUCAAACCCGUAAAACCGAGCCAAAUUGCGGCUUAUGCUGAAGUCCAAUGUAAGCUAUAUUUAGGCCUUGCUGGUAAAUCCCCACUAGAGGAAGCAAUCGUUGACUCCCUUGCGGAUCAAUAUGCAGAUUAUCGUUUUGAGAUCAAGCCAUGGUGGAGAGCUGCUAUUGGAGAAAGUGAGGGUGAUGUGGAGCAGCUGAAGAUAGAUGUCGUCCUUCCUGCUCGCGACAAAUUUCUUGGUUUCAUCACCAAAUUUCUUAAAGAAAACAAAUCUGGUCUGUGA
Strongylus vulgaris is the source of this 396-nucleotide messenger RNA. NCBI's taxonomy places the organism in Eukaryota, Metazoa, Nematoda, Chromadorea, Rhabditida, Strongylidae. The record is from the annotation of a GenBank genome assembly.